GUGGCUAAGUUCAAAGAGUGUGUUAUGGGAGAAGGGAAGCCCAUGAAAGCUGAAGCUGAGGCCUCGUCAGUGUCUGCACGAGCUCCAGAUCAGAAGACACCUGUUCAAGAACAGAAAGAAUCAGUUUCCCCAGUUUCAGAAAAGCCAGAGACUGGAGAUCCUACAACUGAAAUGACUUCAACUGACAGAGAUGCAGAGCUUGAAAAGGUUGAAUCAGAGAAAAGAUAUGCCUUAAUCAAGGCAUGGGAAGAAAAUGAGAAGGCUAAAGUGGAGAACAAAACUCACAAAAAGAUUUUGGCUGUUGCAUCAUGGGAGACCACCAAGAAAGCAUACGUGGAGACACAAAUAAAGAAGUAUGAGGAAAAAGUUGAAAAGAAGAAGGCCAAAUAUGCAGAGAAAAAGAAGAACAAAAUAGCGGAAAUCCACAAGGAAAGGGAAGAGAAGAGAGCAAUGGUUGAAGCAAAACGAGAAGAACAAUAUCGCAAGGUAGAGGAAAUUGCAGCAAGAUACCGUUCACUUGGAUAUAUGCCAAGGAAGUUUCUUGGAUGCUUUGCCAACUAAGAUGUCUUGGCAAAUUCUAAAGAAUAAUAGAAUGAGAAAAGAAGGUUUCAUGAUUGAGUAUACAUCAUUCUUUAGCU
Molecule: messenger RNA, 638 nt
Organism: Hevea brasiliensis (rubber tree)
Lineage: Eukaryota; Viridiplantae; Streptophyta; Magnoliopsida; Malpighiales; Euphorbiaceae
Product: remorin 1.4
Exons: 5
Coding region: 25-561 (178 amino acids)
Source: RefSeq, a predicted model, not a curated record